GGGAGGAGGAGGAAUGUGGAAGGCGGCGGCGCGCAGGCUGACAGGCGGCUCCUCUGGCGGGCUACGGCGGCGGCCGGAGCGUCUCCCCUUCGCCGAGGCUGCGCGCCCCCUCCUCGCUGUGCCCUGGGCCCCCGCGGGAUUGCGCGUCCUCCCGCCUCGUCCCUGAAGGGAAGGAACCGAGGCGGCAGCACCAGCGGCGGCGGCGCCCGGGAGCCACAGCCUUCGCGGCGCCCCCGUUCCUCCCCCGCCGCACCCCGCCCCGGCGAAAGAGGAGAGCGCGAGAGCCCGAGCCGCGGGCGGGCGGGAGGCGAAGAUGGCAGAGGCACCGGCCUCCCCGACCCCGCUCUCGCCUCUGGAAGUGGAGCUGGACCCUGAGUUCGAGCCCCAGAGCCGGCCACGCUCCUGUACGUGGCCCCUGCAGAGGCCGGAGCUCCAGGCGAGCCCGGCCAAGCCCUCGGGGGAGGCGGCCGCAGACUCCAUGAUCCCCGAGGAGGAGGACGAUGAAGACGACGAGGACGGCAGCGGUGGAAACGGCUCGGCUAUGGCGAUCGGCGGCGGCGGGAGCGGCACGCUGGGUUCAGGGCUGCUCCUUGAAGACGCAACAAGGCUGCUGGCUCCCGGAGGGCAGGACUCUGGGUCCGGGCAAGCCCCCGCGGCGGGCGCGCUGAGCGGGGGGACGCAGACGCCGCUGCAGCCUCAGCAGUCGCUGCCACCACCGCAGCCGGGGGCGGCUGGGGGCUCUGGGCAGCCAAGGAAAUGCUCGUCGCGCCGGAACGCUUGGGGGAACCUGUCCUACGCCGACUUGAUCACCCGCGCCAUCGAGAGCUCCCCGGACAAACGGCUCACCCUGUCCCAGAUCUACGAGUGGAUGGUGCGUUGCGUGCCCUACUUCAAGGAUAAGGGCGACAGCAACAGUUCGGCGGGCUGGAAGAACUCGAUCCGGCACAACCUGUCACUGCACAGCCGGUUCAUGCGAGUCCAGAAUGAGGGGACCGGCAAGAGUUCUUGGUGGAUCAUCAACCCUGACGGAGGAAAGAGCGGCAAGGCACCCCGGCGGCGGGCAGUCUCCAUGGACAACAGCAACAAGUAUACCAAGAGCCGUGGCCGUGCAGCCAAGAAGAAGGCAGCCCUGCAGACAGCCCCUGAGUCCGCAGAUGACAGCCCUUCCCAGCUCUCCAAGUGGCCUGGCAGCCCCACCUCACGCAGCAGUGAUGAGCUGGAUGCAUGGACGGAUUUCCGCUCACGCACCAAUUCCAAUGCCAGCACGGUCAGCGGCCGCCUGUCACCCAUCUUGGCAAGCACAGAGUUGGAUGACGUCCAGGAUGAUGAUGCACCUCUCUCCCCCAUGCUCUACAGCAGCUCAGCCAGCCUUUCACCCUCUGUAAGCAAGCCAUGCACCGUAGAGCUUCCACGGCUGACCGACAUGGCGGGCACCAUGAAUCUGAACGACGGGCUAGCUGACAACCUCAUGGACGACCUGCUGGACAACAUCACACUUCCGUCAUCCCAGCCAUCUCCCACUGGGGGACUUAUGCAGCAGAGCUCCAGCUUCCCAUACACCACCAAGGGCUCCGGCCUGGGUUCUCCAACCAGCUCCUUUAAUAGCACGGUGUUUGGACCUGCGUCUCUGAAUUCCCUACGCCAGUCUCCCAUGCAAACCAUCCAAGAGAACAAGCCGGCCACUUUCUCUUCCAUGUCACACUAUGGCAACCAGACACUUCAGGACCUGCUCACUUCAGACUCACUCAGCCACAGUGAUGUCAUGAUGACCCAGUCGGACCCCUUGAUGUCUCAGGCCAGCACUGCUGUGUCUGCCCAGAACUCACGCCGGAACGUGAUGCUUCGCAAUGACCCGAUGAUGUCCUUUGCCGCCCAGCCCAACCAAGGGAGUUUGGUUAAUCAGAACUUGCUCCACCACCAGCACCAAACCCAGGGUGCUCUUGGUGGCAGCCGUGCCUUGUCGAAUUCUGUCAGCAACAUGGGCUUGAGUGACUCCAGCAGCCUUGGGUCAGCCAAACACCAGCAGCAGUCUCCUGUCAGCCAGUCUAUGCAAACCCUCUCGGACUCUCUCUCAGGCUCUUCUUUGUACUCAACUAGUGCAAACCUUCCCGUUAUGGGCCAUGAGAAGUUCCCCAGUGAUUUGGACCUGGACAUAUUCAACGGGAGCUUGGAAUGUGACAUGGAGUCCAUUAUCCGUAGUGAACUCAUGGAUGCUGAUGGGUUGGAUUUUAACUUUGAUUCCCUCAUCUCCACACAGAACGUUGUUGGUUUGAACGUGGGGAACUUCACUGGUGCUAAGCAGGCCUCAUCUCAGAGCUGGGUGCCAGGCUGAAGGAUCACUGAGGAAAGGGGAAGUGGGCAAAGCAGACCCUCAAACUGACACAAGACCUACAAAGAAAAUCCUUUGCCAAAUCUGCUCUCAGCAAGUGGACAGUGAUACCGUUUACAGCUUACCACCUUUGUGAAUCCCACACCAUUCUCCUAACCCAGCAGAGACUGUUAAUGGUCCCUUGCCCCGGUGAAGCACUUACCCUUGGAACAGAACUCUAUAAAAGUAUGCAAAAUCUUCCUUGUACAGCGUGAUGAGACACCUGCCAGCGGAGGACGGCACCCAGUCAGCACCACCCACCUUUAGAGCACACCAUGAACCCCCGUUGGCGAUUCUGUGGUGUUUUCAUACUGCGAUGGUUUAUGGGAUGUUUUAACUGUUGUUUUUGUCUUUGUUUUCCUUUGGCUUACUCAGUUUUUCACAUGCAGUAACUUGCAGUAUUUUUUCUGUAAAAAUGUCAACUGUCUUUCCCCUGGCAAAUUUAAAAACAGAAAGAAAAUGUCGUACCAGUUACCAUUCCAGCUUUGGACAUCACAAGCUUUUGAGCCCAUGGAACUCCAUAAACUAACCUAUUACAUAAACUAAGGGGAAUUUUCUCUCUUCUUUUGUUUGGUAGAAAAUUAUCCUUUUCUAAAAACUGAACAAUGGCACAAUUGUUUGCUAUGCAUACCAGUCUAGGACUGAACCCUGCAUAGGCAAAACACGUGAAGUGCAGAGUCCGGCCCAGUAUAUUUUCAGUUCUGAGUAAGGGCAGUCUGUGGACGAGCCCCCCAGCACCUGGUCUGCACUUGCCAGAUUUAUAGGGGCUAUGGUCUCCUGACAGUAGCCUCAGCUAAUGCAGUGAAUGAACAGUGUUGGUUUGUUGGUUAGAAACUAGGCUCUUUUCAGCAAAGAAAUCAGCUUAGCAGUCCACUUAUUGCCAAAUGCCACUAAAGGAUUUAGUUUUAAGGAGAAA
Molecule: messenger RNA, 3284 nt
Organism: Orycteropus afer afer
Lineage: Eukaryota; Metazoa; Chordata; Mammalia; Tubulidentata; Orycteropodidae
Gene: FOXO3
Product: forkhead box O3
Biological process (GO): regulation of transcription by RNA polymerase II
Cellular component (GO): nucleus; mitochondrial matrix
Molecular function (GO): DNA-binding transcription factor activity, RNA polymerase II-specific; RNA polymerase II cis-regulatory region sequence-specific DNA binding
Source: RefSeq, a predicted model, not a curated record